UCCACGCUGGGAGGCUGCAUGGAGGCUGCAGCCGGGAUAAAGGAAAGAUGGAGGAUAAGAAGGACAAGCAUGGAGGAGCACAUACAUCCAUCAGGGUGGGAGAACACGUGGACAGGAGAGGCGUCUAUUGGAAGCAAGUCAAGAUAAGUAAAGACCGCAGCUGCUGGUCUUGUGUGAAAAAGUAGCAGAGAAGCUUGAAGUUGUCAGCAGAUGACGGGAGACCUCCUGAGCUCAGCCAUUGGACAGCUCACAACCACGUGACCAGGGCAGCCUGCUGGUUGGACCAGGAUGAAGCGUUUGUGUGCCCACCGGACUCUCUGCAUGCUCACUGCCUGCAGACUCGGACCUCAAGAUCAGAAAGGGCAGUUUUCUACCUUUCUGCCACUCAGGAGCAAUAUUCCAAUGGAUGAAUCCACGGACAAGCAUCUUGGAGCAUUCUGCAUGACUGAAGAUACAGGAAGAGCUGAGGGCCUGCACUUGUCUCAGAGGAGCAACAUGGGCUAUGGUGGCAACAGUCAGCAAAAGGAGCUGGAGAAGGAAUUCCACCUCAGCCCGUACCUGCGACGCCCUCACAGGUUGGAAAUGACCGCUGGGCUGCGGCUCACAGAUCACCAGGUGAAGAUUUGGUUCCAGAACCGCAGGAUGAGGCACAAGAAUGAGCACAGGAGCAAGAACGCAGCCCAGUGGUCUUCAUGUAACUCACCACCCACCUCCAAGUCCUGCUGUCCCGUUUUCCCAUCUUCCAAUAGCAUAGAUUAUUUCCCACUGUCUCAUUGUGAGGCCUUCACUGAUCUAUGUAUCCAAUCAGACCUGGCCAAUGACCACGGCCCAUGGUAUUUCUGCACAAGCAUGAAUAAUCAACAACAUUUGCCAAAUUGGCCCUAGGGCCCAUUCGUGGCCAUCUCAAUCUCAAUGAUUCGUUUACUUUCACUCAUUAGCUUGAAUCCCAUAGCACACCACUGGGAUAUUUUAAUUAGACUACCAUCCACGAACAUUACUACAAAUCUGCUGCCCCUCUUCUUGAGCAAAGCAUGCAAAAAAAGCAAACUAUUACAUGUUCUGCCGUGUUUAUGUGGAUGUUGGAGUAUUGUUGCAUGCUUGAACCACUGGGAUAGUUGUUGUGUCACUAUAUGCUUCUUUUCGGUAUUAUGUGCUGUAAAUAGUAACAUGAUUGAAUGUGGAAUGAGCAGAAUAAUGCUCACAUUGAAUGUUGUCAAGGAUUUUGCCAA
Dunckerocampus dactyliophorus (ringed pipefish) is the source of this 1229-nucleotide messenger RNA. RefSeq names its product homeobox protein HOX3-like. The coding region runs from base 289 to 885 and encodes 198 amino acids. Gene Ontology annotation, cellular component: nucleus. Gene Ontology annotation, molecular function: DNA-binding transcription factor activity, RNA polymerase II-specific; RNA polymerase II cis-regulatory region sequence-specific DNA binding. Lineage: Eukaryota; Metazoa; Chordata; Actinopteri; Syngnathiformes; Syngnathidae. The record is from RefSeq and is a predicted model, not a curated record. Gene Ontology annotation, biological process: regulation of transcription by RNA polymerase II. The transcript has 4 exons.